Molecule: messenger RNA, 753 nt
Organism: Danaus chrysippus (African queen)
Lineage: Eukaryota; Metazoa; Arthropoda; Insecta; Lepidoptera; Nymphalidae
Source: the annotation of a GenBank genome assembly
AUGUACAAGUUUUAUAUUUUAGUCAUCGGAGCGGCAUCUGCUUUGCCGAAUCCUGACAAUUUGGAACAGAAUUCUAUAGAACCAACGGUGGAAAACACAGCAAGAUCGAUGGGCAGAGAUUGUACGGGUGGAAUUUUCAGCCCAACGUGCCUGAAAAUAGAGGCGAUAUCGGUUUUAGAGAAAUUGAGCGCGAAGGAUGAACUGCAUUUGCUGCCGGGCAUCAGUGUUGUUAAGGAAGCAACAGAAAAUGAAACUAAGGCCGAGGACUUUGCUGCUGAACUUGCGAGAUCGUUGCCAUCGAAGCCUGAUGAAAGGUUGGACAAAUAUCUAUUGUACAGACUCGGGACGUACCUGGACAGCCAUUCAGUGAAGCUGAGGCUUUUGGAGGAUGGUGCUACUGAUGAAGCGAGGGCUCUGAUGGGUGAAGGACGUGGAAAAGGUGGUCUUGGAGGCGGCAAGAAGGGAGGCAUGGGUGGAUUGAUAGCUGCUGCUAUGAUGAUGAAAGGUACACUGAUGUCGAUUGCUCUUGGCGCACUCGCAUUACUUGCGGGGAAAGCUUUAAUGACGGCGUUAAUGUCACUUCUAUUAUCUGCUGUUAUUGGUCUCAAAUCAUUAUCAGGCGGCGGUAAAUCAACAACAUAUGAAGUUAUAUCAAAACCGAUAUAUACUCACUCCCAUUCACACUCCACUGCCCAUGAGGAUGUUGGGGGUUAUGGUCACUCGGGCUACGGAAGGAAUUUGAAGAUCCAGUAA